Molecule: messenger RNA, 954 nt
Organism: Epithele typhae
Lineage: Eukaryota; Fungi; Basidiomycota; Agaricomycetes; Polyporales; Epitheliaceae
Exons: 3
Source: RefSeq, a predicted model, not a curated record
CGCGCUCCCCGAUAUCGCGACCACGACUCCGACGACGACUCCGAGGAUGGCCACUCGCAUAAGAAGUCGAAGUCUGACGCCUCCAUCUACCCUUGGGUUGUCAGUCGGCCUGUCGCAAGUCCCACUGCUCGACCGGUUGUCGGACGUCUCGAGGAACAGUACCGCAAUUUCGCGCGGGACAUCAAGUCCACCCUCACCGAUCUUCUCAACACCCCCAGCAUUCCCGAGUUCGCCAUCUCCGAGUGGGACAACAUCCUCCGGGGCAAGCCCGUUGACCAUGACCAAGUCUUCUCGGGCCGAUACUCGACGGUUUCAGACGAGAAACAGAAGCACAGGAUCGCCGAUGGCCUCGAACUCUCGAUUUCCGUUCCGGGAUCACCUCCGGUAGAGGAGUGCUCCGGCGACUGGGUCGUUGCCUGGCAGGACGCAAGCGCGGCCUAUGCGAUCGCCCUCCCCGACCUCGCGCCCAUCUGCGCCGCCUAUAACAAGCAGAUUAUCAGCCUGUUCGCUGCCCUCCACAUUUCCCUAGCUCACCGUGUCCUCGACUACGACCGGGCCGUGCGGAAGCGCGUUGCCCUCAAUCGAGACCUCCUUUUCACCGACACUGCGGACUUCGCGGACCUUCGCCUCCAGUUCGUCGACUCCGGUGGUGCGAACGUCUUGCACGCGUCAACGGUCCCUGGACCUAGUCGGCGGAACCCAGGUCCAGGACGAGGUGGUGGCAGCAACUCCGCUCGACGGGGCUCCAUGUCUGAAGAAGCGUGCCGCCGCUUCAAUUUCAGCAUCGCACACGAUGCUGCCACGUGCCGAUACAAACACGUCUGCUCCGCCUGCCACAGUGGCGGCCAUCCCCGACCACAAUGCCCUUUGUUAUGGCCUGCUCCGCAUAUCCGUUUACGAGCAUCGGCGCGCACCCGCAACGGACGUCUUAGCAUACGAUCACGCAGCCACUAA